CGUCUUUCCCCAGCUCUCGCGAGAGGCGGCAGCUCGGUAAGAUGGCGGCGCUGUGUGAGGAGUUCACGCUGUGCGGCCUGAUUGCCAGCGCGGGAGCAGGGGCUGGCCAGGGCGUCCUGGGGCUGGAACCGGGCCCGGAUCCCGACCGGGUGCUGCUUACCGACCGCGGCAGGACGGCCACCCUCUACAAGGUUUCAGACCAAAAGCCACUGGGUUGCUGGUCAGUCAAACAAGAUCAAACUAUCACAUGCCCAGCUGUGUGUAACUUUGAAACUGGCGAAUACAUUGCUGUCCAUGACGAUAAGGUUUUAAGAAUAUGGAAGGACGAAGAUGUUAAUUUGGAUAAAGUAUUUAAAGCAACACUAACAGCUGAGGUAUAUCGGAUACAUUCACUGCCCCACACAGAGCCACUUGUGCUUUUCAAAGAAGGUGCUGUGCGAACCUUAGAUGCUCUGCUUGCAGCACCACAACAAGAAAUUGAAAAUGUUAUCUCAGAUGAAGUCAUUAGGUGGAGUGAAGCUUUCAUGGAAACUCAACAACCUGUUUUAAUUUUUACUACUGAGAAAAAUGGGAAUUAUUUUGUGUAUGUGCAGAAGGUUAACCCAAAUAUCCUGCACAAGUACAAACUUGAACAAGAAGAAUCAUCACAUCCACUGAGUUUUACAGCAUAUACAAAAAACAAGAUUCUCACACUCCUGUGUUUGUAUUCUAAUGGAUGUGUGUAUAAGAUUCUGAUGCCACCACAACAAAGUGUCCCAGAGGAAGAGCAAAUUCUGUCCAAGUCACUACUGCUCAAAAUUGUAGUGUCUGACGCUGUUCUAAAAGGAGCUUCAUUAGCCAUCCUUGAUAAAGAUCAUGUUGCAGUACUAGGAUGUUUGGAUUCUCCACCCAAUAUUGCUAAAGAGUGCUUAUCUAUAUGGAAUACAAAAUUUCAAACAUUGCAAACUUCAAAAGAACUACCACAGGGAACCUCAGGACAGUUGUGGUGUUAUGGAGAGAAAUUUUUUUUAACACAUGGGAAGGUGCUAACUGUAAUCGUAUACAAGUGUGAAACUUCAUCUUUGGCAGCUGCUGUUGGAAAACUCAAGGAUACUCAAACCUCAGGCAUCAGAACUGUGUCUUCAUAUGUGAAUUGGAAUAUGCUUCCAGAAGAAGAUCUGGUAUCUCCACGUGCACAGCAAUCUGUAACUGCUAAAACUGAAUCCAAGAGAACUUUAAGGUCGAGAAGGAACAACGUUGCAAAAGUACAGCGAGACACCCUUACAGUUGAACAGCUUUUAUCAGAUAUAAAGGAUUCUUCUCAGAAUGAUAUUGAAGAGGAAUUGAGGCAGUUCUUGUCAAAUGCACAGAUGUCAGAUUUCCAAACUACCAUUGGAUACAUUAUAACAGGUCUCGUGAACAGGUGUAAAACAGAGCCAACAUUUUACCCUCGAAAUUGCCUGGUACAGUUGAUCCAGACACAAGGACUCUCUUACAGUUUGUGCCCAGACUUAAUGGCAGUUGCCUUGGAGAAGACAGAUGUGCAUUUGUUGCAACUCUGUCUACAGCAAUUUCCUGAUGUUCCUGAAGCAGUUACCUGUGCUUGCUUGAAGGCUUUCUUAAGCAUCAAUGACGACAGCCUUCAAGGAACAAAUGUGAAUUUAGAUUCAGUAAUCAGUUACAUCGAUAUUGCACUCAAUGAUCAAGUCGAAAAACAAACUGAAACUGUACAGAAUGGCUUCAGUUCUGAACUGAUGGAGGAGGAUAGCUGUGAUAUUCAGUUAACACCGAAACCCCAUGUGGUGGACACUGAAGAAUUAUGCCCUAUUGGACCACAAAAGGCAGCACUGCUAAAUGCCAUUCUCCAUUCAGCAUACAGUGAAACAUUUCUCUUGCCUCAUCUGAAAGACCUUUCAGCUCAGCAAGUCAUUAUGUGCCCUUGAGGGACAGCUCCUACACAUCGGCGGAGUGAGUGCCUCCGUCAGAUAAGGAGGUGAUUGAGGAGGAGUUAGAUGGACAUGUUUUGAGAAGUGCUGCAAUCGUCUGUUCAAGCCAAUAGCGAGCCUGGAGAGAGACAGUAAAUGAAAAACUAGAAAUGGAUAGCCAGGGGAGGAGACAUGGGCAGGAGCGGAUAAUAGAGAGUGAGGAGCGGAUGAUAAAACUCAUGGAGGACCAAACAGAAAUGCUCAGGUCCCUGAUUCUGCUGCAGGCAGAACACAUGCAUGCUUGACUCUCCCUGCAGCCCAUACAGAACUGGAUUCCAUGCCCUCCCCAAACUCCCCACUCAUGUUCCCAGCCUGUCUCAGUACCUCUUGCAUUCUAUCCCAAGGACAUUUUCCAUAACAGCAGCUGGACUUACACACAGCUGGUGACAUCCUCAUUUCAGAGAGUGCUACUCAGUGUCAUGUCCCUUGUAAGAAAU
Trachemys scripta elegans is the source of this 2401-nucleotide messenger RNA. RefSeq names its product nucleolar protein 11 (gene NOL11). Bases 42 to 1922 code for a protein of 626 amino acids. Lineage: Eukaryota; Metazoa; Chordata; Testudines; Emydidae. Gene Ontology annotation, molecular function: protein binding; RNA binding. Gene Ontology annotation, biological process: maturation of SSU-rRNA. The transcript is spliced from 16 exons. The record is from RefSeq and is a predicted model, not a curated record. Gene Ontology annotation, cellular component: nucleus; nucleolus.